This is a messenger RNA of Camellia sinensis, 3190 nucleotides long. Lineage: Eukaryota; Viridiplantae; Streptophyta; Magnoliopsida; Ericales; Theaceae. The record is from RefSeq and is a predicted model, not a curated record.
AUGAGUAGAAACCAAAUCAGUGGCUCCAUCCCUCAACAAAUAGGAUUGCUCAACUCUCUCAAUGAGAUUGGCUUGCAUACUAACAAUCUCAUGGGUUCAAUCCCUUUUUCAAUUGGAAACUUGGGCAACUUAACCACUCUGCACCUUUAUGACAACCAACUUUCCGGAUCAAUCCCUCAAGAUAUUGAGAUGCUGAGGUCUCUCGUUGAUCUCGAACUCUCAAGGAACAAUCUCACAGGUUCAAUCCCUACAUCUAUAGGGAACUUGGGCAACUUAACCACUCUGUACCUUUAUGAAAACCAACUUUCCGGAUCAAUCCCUCAAGAAGUUGGGAUGCUGAGGUCUCUCGUUGAUCUCGAACUCUCAAUGAACAAUCUCACAGGUUCAAUUCCUGCUUCUAUAGGAAAUUUAGGCAUGUUAACCUUUUUGUACCUUCAUAAAAAUAUGCUUUCAGGAUUCAUUCCUUCGACAAUUGGAAACUUGACAAAGUUGACGGAUUUAGACUUAAGUCUAAAUCUAUUAUCAGGCUCCAUUCCUUCAGAGAUAGGAAAUUUAAAACAACUUGGCUAUUUGAUACUCAUUGAUAACCAACUCACUGGAUCUAUUCCUCAAAGAUUGAACAAUCUUACACAUUUGAAAUGGUUUCUUAUAGCUUACAACAAGCUCGUUGGUCAUUUACCAGAAAACCUAUGCUUUAUUGGAUUACUUACAGAAUUAGGUGUAGCUGACAACAAUCUCACAGGUCCUAUCCCAAAAAGCUUGAAAAAUUGCCAUAGCCUAUAUAGAGUCAGGCUUGAAGGAAACCAACUGCUAGGCAAUAUAUCAGAAGAUUUUGGCAUAUACCCAAACUUGGAUUACAUUGAUUUGAGUCGCAACAAUUUUUAUGGUGAGAUAUCUAAAAACUGGGGAAAAUGCCACAAUUUAACUAGUCUCAAAAUGUCAAACAAUAAAAUUUCUGGUAAGAUACCAUCUGAAUUAGUAGAGGCAACUCAGCUAUCCGUUCUUGAUCUUUCUUCAAAUCAUCUAGUUGGAGAGAUCCCAUUGAAAUUGGGAAGGUUGGUUUCACUAUUCAACCUUAAGCUGGAUAAUAACUAUCUAUUGGGCAAUAUUCCUCCAGAAUUCAGUAAGUUGUCCAAUUUAGAGAACCUUAACUUGGCAGCAAAUCAUCUCAGUGGCUCAAUCCCUAGAGCACUAGGAGAGUGCAAGAAACUUUGGAACUUGAAUUUGAGCAAUAAUAAAUUUGGGGAAAGCAUUCCUACUGAAAUAGGCCAGAUCAACACUCUUCAAAGUCUUGAUCUUGGUAAUAACUUGUUAAUUGAUAAGAUACCACAACAGAUUGGAGAAUUACGAAGCUUAGAAAGGUUGAAUCUCUCCCACAAUGAGUUCUUUGGUUCUAUACCAUCAUCUUUCAAUAGAAUGGUAAGUCUUACUUCCAUUGAUGUGUCAUACAAUCAGUUAGAGGGUCCUCUUCCUGACAUCAAGGCCUUCCAAGAGGCUCCAUUCGAGGCAAUCAAAGGUAAUAAAGGUUUAUGUGGUAAUGCUACUGGUCUUAAGGCUUGCUUGACAAAAUUGAACACUGGGGGUGUUGAAAAAAAGGGCAAGAAAGUUAUGUUACUAAUUGUACUUCUUGUUUUUGGAAUUUUGUUUCUUUCGCUAAUGGUUCUUGGCAUUUUCAUGGCUUUGCGUAAGAAAGUGAGGAACACAAAAAACGAGCCAUCACGAGUAAAUCAUGAUAAUGUUUUUGCAAUAUGGAGCUAUGAUGGAAAAAUGGUCUAUGAAAACAUCAUCAAAGUCACUGAGAACUUCAGUGCCAAAUAUUGUGUUGGAGAGGGAGGAUAUGGUACCGUUUAUAAAGCUGACCUACCAAAUGGGCAAGUCGUUGCUGUGAAGAAACUUCAUGCAACACUUGAUGAUGACUCCGCUAAUCUAAAAGGGUUUACAAGUGAGAUCCGCGCAUUAACUGAGAUUCGGCAUCACAACAUUGUAAAGCUGUACGGUUAUUGUUCACACCCAAGGCAUUCAUUUUUGGUUUAUGAGUUCUUGGAAGGGGGAAGCUUGGGAAAGGUGCUGAGUACGGAUGAUGAUAUAGUAGUCUUUGAUUGGAUUAAGAGAGUGAACACUCUUAAAGGUGUGGCAAAUGCUCUGUCUUAUAUGCACCAUGAUUGUUUUCAACCAAUCAUCCAUCGAGACAUAUCAAGCACGAAUGUUUUGUUUGAUUUAGAGUAUGACGCUCACAUCUCUGAUUUUGGCACAGCUAGAUUUAUGAAUCUCAACUCAUCCAAUUGGACUACAUUUGCUGGGACCUUUGGUUAUGCUGCUCCUGAACUUGCUUAUACAAUGGAAGUAAAUGAGAAGUGCGAUGUUUAUAGUUUUGGGGUGCUGGCACUAGAAGUGAUUAUGGGGAAGCAUCCCGGUGAUCUAAUCUCCUCUUUAUUGUCAUCCACGUCCUCAUCAUCAACAUCAACUGCGCAAAGGAUAUUUUUGAAGGACGUCUUAGACCAACGCCUCCUACCUCCGAGGAAUCAAGUGGCAGAGCAAGUAGUUGUUGUUGCGAAACUAGCAUUUGCAUGUUUACACACCACUCCACUAUCUCGGCCAACCAUGCAACAAGUUGCUUCGAUACUAUCAAAGCAAAGGCCAACACUGCAAAAUCAAUUCUACACGAUUACAUUAGGACAACUCUUUGACAUCAACUGCUCAAGCUCUUGAGUAGCUGGUGAACAAGAUUUUCCAUGGGAACUUGGCUCCACUGUUAUUGGACAUCUACGACUUUAGUCCUGAGUUCCAAAAGCCAAGAGAACCAAGCUCAUUGUAUGGCUUCUUUUUCGAGAAAUGCAAGGAUUCAACUUAGUCUUCAUUGGUCAUCUCAACCAUAAUCAUCUAAGUUUUGGGUGGGUUGGUUUGUCCUGUUUUACGUGUUUUGUUUUGAUUUUGCUUCUAGCAAGGUAGUGGUGUGGUGUGUUGCUUUUACUUUGGUGGAUUGGGAGUUUGGUGAACUUAGUUUUUUAGGAUUCUCUCGUACAAUAGACUUAGGUGGUGUUUUUCUUUCGAUCUCUCUAUUCCUAUGGUUCACUUGUAAUUGCUUUGUAUAAGAAAUGAAUUAAUGAAUCACACCUUAUGAUAUUUAACAAGCAUUCAAGCUUGGAACCAAUUUGCAUAGCAUGGAUAAUUCCUUGAUCAUUUUAUAAAC